AUGGCUGCCACCGCGACCGCCAGCUCGCUGAUCGCCCCGCGGUCGGGGCUGCAGUAUUACAACGUGCUCGACGCCGUCCUCGCUCUUCCGCACACUCUGCGCACGUCCUUCCUUUCCUCGCCCAUCCUGAUCUCCCCGCUUAUUCUCGUUGCUCCCGUCAUUCUCAUCCUGCUCCGUGUCGCCUUUGUCCAAGCCCGAAAACUCAUUGCGUCUCGAAAAGACAGGCAUUCUAUGAGCUAUGUCGUGAAAUGGGGGAGAGAGAGGUUGCACUUCACCCUCCCCCCGCCAGACACCAAGCUGGCGGCCAUCCGGCAUCAGCUCGCUGAAUACACACAGCUUCCUCCGCAGUCUUUCAAGCUCAUACACGCCGGUGCAGUCAUGAAGGACGAUAACGCGCCGAUAUCUGCGUACGGUAUCAAGCCUGGUUCGACGAUCGCUCUUGUUGGGGGCGGAGAGGAUCUUGAGCCAUCCGGCCGCGCGUCUUCCAAACAUAAAGAGAAGCCGCAAGAGCGCACCGAAGCUAGCAUCGUUGCGCAGAUCCGAGGCGAGCUUGAUUCUGUGCGACGCACACUCCAACCCGACGUCGAUGGGUUCCUAACUACGCUCAAUCCCGAUUACGUCCCGCCGUCCGUGUCGUCGGCUGCUCCACCAGCUGCAGCUGGUCGACGCAAUCCUGAUUUGGCACGGGAGCAUAUUCGGCUCGGCGAACUGCUCCUGCAGUCUCUCUUGCGGCUUGACGCGAUUACCGCGGAGGGUGAGUGGGAGGAAGCCAGGCGCGAGCGGAAAGGCGCUGUUCGGGAAGUGCAAGCGCUCCUCGAUCGCUUGGACGGCGGCUGGAGGAAGAGACCACAGACAAAGAUCUGA
Molecule: messenger RNA, 864 nt
Organism: Fibroporia radiculosa
Lineage: Eukaryota; Fungi; Basidiomycota; Agaricomycetes; Polyporales; Fibroporiaceae
Exons: 5
Coding region: 1-864 (287 amino acids)
Biological process (GO): protein stabilization
Cellular component (GO): cytosol; cytoplasm; nucleus
Molecular function (GO): protein-folding chaperone binding; adenyl-nucleotide exchange factor activity
Source: RefSeq, a predicted model, not a curated record